Molecule: messenger RNA, 548 nt
Organism: Fundulus heteroclitus (mummichog)
Lineage: Eukaryota; Metazoa; Chordata; Actinopteri; Cyprinodontiformes; Fundulidae
Gene: pfdn1
Product: prefoldin subunit 1
Exons: 4
Coding region: 108-476 (122 amino acids)
Biological process (GO): protein folding
Cellular component (GO): prefoldin complex; cytoplasm
Molecular function (GO): protein folding chaperone
Source: RefSeq, a predicted model, not a curated record
CCAGCCGCUGACAUGUCUUCACCUCUGGGGGGCAGUAAUGAGCCCAGCGGCCGGCGUCUACAUGCUGCUAACUGCCACGAAGAGGAGGCGCGUUGGUUCCGCUAAAGAUGGCAGCCCCCGUUGAUCUGGAACUGAAGAAGGCCUUCUCUGAGCUGCAGGUCAAGAUGAUCGACACGCAGCAGAAGGUGAAGCUGGCCGACCUGCAGAUCGAUCAGCUCAGCCGGGUCCACAAACACACCAAGCUGACCCAGGCCGAGAUCUCCACCCUGCCCAGCAACACGCGCCUCUACGAGGGCGUCGGCCGCAUGUUCAUCCUGCAGUCCAAGGAGGAGAUCGACAGCCUGCUGACGGACAAACAGAAGACCGUCGAUGACAAGAUCAAAGAGCUGGAGCAGAAGAAGGUGUACCUGGAGCGCAGCGUCAAAGAAGCGGAGGACAACAUCAGAGAGAUGCUGCUGUCCAGGAGAGCUCACUGACCAAUCACCUUGACUUCCUGUUUCCGCCUCACCUGUUCAUAAUAAACCAAUUAAGCUCCGCCCUCACAGAAA